Messenger RNA from Gongylonema pulchrum, 201 nucleotides. NCBI's taxonomy places the organism in Eukaryota, Metazoa, Nematoda, Chromadorea, Rhabditida, Gongylonematidae. The record is from the annotation of a GenBank genome assembly.
AUGUCCGGUGGCGGAGGCUCCUCGGCCAACCGCUUCCGGGUUUCGUCAGUCAGUCAAUCCACGAGCAGCAACGAGCAGCGACAGUUUCGUCUGGAUGUGCAGCAGCCGCCGGGUGCUCCUCAAACUGGCGUUGCCUUCAGUGCUGCAGGUAAUCAUCAGCAUCAUGCUUCCCCAUUGUUUUCGGGAUUGUUUUGGAUGUAG